AUGGUGGUGAGGCGGGGGCUGACACGGCUGGGCGGCCGCGGCGUGGCCGCGGCGGUGGUCUCCGCGCCGCGGGGGGGAGCGGUGGGCUUGGAAAGGAAGAAGGGGUCCUGCCCCACGCCCUUGGCGUCCAUCAGCUCGGUGGGGACAGGGGUACCACGCACAACCACGUCUGCGCCCACGGCGCCGCCCGCCAGCAGCCCCCCCGGCACCCCCGGCCGCGGCGCCCGGCCACCGCCCGCCGCCCCCAGCACCCCGCCGCUGCCCGCCUGGCCCACUGCGGCACACGCUACCUCCUCCUACAAGAUCUACGUCCACGACUCGGCGCCGUCCUGGACCUUGUCUCCCUUCCAGGAGUCGACCACCACCACGCCGGAGGCCAGCACGACCCCCAAAACCCAUACCACAACGUAUUCCACUGAGCGAUCUGAGCACUUUAAGCCAUGCAAAGACAAGGAUCUUGCAUAUUGUCUCAAUGAAGGGGAAUGCUUUGUGAUUGAAACCUUAACAGGAUCACAUAAACACUGCCGGUGCAAAGAGGGCUACCAGGGAGUCCGCUGUGACCAAUUUUUGCCGAAAACCGACUCAAUCUUGUCAGAUCCAACAGACCAUUUAGGAAUUGAAUUCAUGGAGAGCGAGGACGUGUACCAGCGCCAGGUGCUGUCCAUUUCCUGUAUCGUCUUUGGCAUAGUCGUAGUGGGCAUGCUUUGUGCAGCGUUCUACUUCAAAACAAAGAAACAAACAAAGCAAAUUCAUGAACAGCUGAAAGAAACACAGAAUAGGAAAACCUACAGCCUAAAUGCUUCCAGCAUGAUGGCAAAGUCGGAGUGUAUGGCACAAAGCCAAGUCCAGCUGCAAAAUUAUUCAAAACCAGACAGGCAUCCGGGGCCUAUUCUGCACAAGGUUAUGGAGUCUAGUUUUUCAGGCCCUCAGUCUUUCCCAGAGGCCUUGUCUCCUGACAGAGGAACUCAGCCCAUCAAGCAACACAGAAGUCUCUCUUCAUGCUGCAGCCCAGGACAGAAAAGUGGGAUGCUACAUAGAAAUGCCUUUCGGAGGACUCCUCCCUUGCCUCGGGGUAGGUUCAAUGGAAUUACAGGACCAGCAUAUCAACAGCUAGAAGAGUCAAGGAUCACAGACCAGGACACAAUACCUUGUCACGGGUAUUCAUCCAGUGGUUUAAAAACUCCUCAGAAUACUUCAAUAAAUAUGCAACUGCCUUCAAGAGAGUCAACCCCAUAUUUUAAUAACGUGGAUCAGAAGGACUUGGUCGGCUAUUCAUCUUCAAGGGCCAACUCCGUUCCCAUCAUCCCGUCUGUGGGCUUGGACGAAGCCUGCAUGCAAAUGCAAAAUGUUUCUGAAAUAACAGGCAUCAAAUGGUGCAAAAACUCCUAUUCCGCUGAACUUGUCAAUGUGAGUUCCCCUGUCAGUAAUUGUCUUAUAGCAGAACAACACGAAGUGAAAAUAUUGCUAGAAACUGUGCAGGAGCAGAUCCGGAUUCUGACGGACGCGAGGCGGUCGGAGGACUAUGAACUGGCGAGCGUAGACGCAGAGAGCAGCGCGAGUGAAAACACGGCCUUUCUGCCCAUGAGCCCCUUGACCAAGUCGGAGCGAGAGGCGCAAUUUGUCUUAAAAAACGAAACGCAAAGAGACUCAGUAUUGACCAAGUGACUUUGUGUGGGGGUUGUGGGAGGGGAAAUGAGAGAUCUGUGCAUUCGAUGCUUUGCUAAACAGGAAGGGAGGAAGUUAAAUACAAAUUAUUUAUAUGCAUUAAUUUAAGAGCAUCUACUUAGAAGAAACCAAAUAGUCAAUCGCCCUCAUAUCAUAGUGUUUUUUAACAAAAUAUUUUUUUAAGGGAAAAGUUCCAGGAGGGAUGAAGCGUGCAUCAGGUGCUUUCUAGGCAGGAUUACACAGUUUCAGUUACAGAGGAUUUUACCAUGGUCCCGUUCAACUGUCCAAAGUCUUAGGCUAUGCAUCUUUUUUUCAGUAAAUCCAAGACCAUUCUUAGAUGCAUUUGUGGUUUCAGGGCAGUGCUGCAGCGAGUUACUGGCCAGGGAUUCAGACCCUGGGGACCAAGUCCCGUGAGCCCAGCACAGUUCCAAUCCCCUCUCCCCCUCUCCUCUUGACUCCAGGUUCAUACCACAGAAACAGGCACACAGAUUCCUACUUCUGAGUUCUUGUACCUGCUGUGGAAUGAGGACAUCCCUAAACUGAACAUAUUCUUAACUCUCGACCUUAAUUUGAUGUGUCGGUCAGCCAAGAAAGUCAUUGGAAUCUUUGGAGCUUUGGGGUUUGCCAAGCGUGGAGAGGGAUUGGGUUCUGUAGAGAUUCAGUGGUCAGAAGCGGGUGGCUGCUCCAUCUUCUGAGCUUUGCCUACCAGAGCUGCCUUGGUGGAGAAUUAGGAAGAACAAGGGAAAAUGCAGAAGUGUGUAUUACAACAGGUGUGGUUUUGGUUUCUGAUUUGUUUUUUUUUUGAGUGGCACCAUAAACUCCGUUGUUCGUUAGCACCCCUAAACAUUUCUAAACUUUUACACUUUGAAGGCAUUUGUAAGCUCUCAAGGAGCACUUCUUGGUGUCUGUGUAUAUUUUUUUUUAACUUACCUUUUAUUAUGAGUUGUUCAGAGAAGAGUCAGGGAGAUCCAGUAUGAUCAAAAUCCAGCUGAUAAGUGUUCACUAUGCCUAAUUUGUUCCUGCAUUCAAUUCUCCAGUUACUUAAAUUAAUUAUGGCUUAGGCUUGUGAACUUUAAAGUUUCAACCCUGCAGAUGAUUCAGUAUGGACAGACCCGCAGGCAUGCACAGAUCUGAGUCUAAUGGGGCUGUAUAAGAGCAGAUGGUUUCCACCAAGUCACUCCCUGCAGGGGAUCAAGGUCUUAGAGAAGAAGUGUCAUUACCUGGCUGCCGUACCCCAGUCACAUUAGAGCACUUUUUCCAUUAGCUUUCUUUUUAGUCCCUCUUUCCCCCAGAAAUUGUAACAAAAUAUGCCAAUAGUGCAAUGAAUUGGGUUUGGUGACACAUAUUACUGGUUUUAUUGGUAUUAAAAUAUCUGCUUAUUCUUGGAGGGAAAAGUCAACUGUAAUAAAUAAUUGCGAAAUAGCCUUCAGUGGUUAAUGUCAGAAGAUUGAUUAAAAAAACCCAGUAUAUACAGAAUGUAUUUAAACAUUCCUUUGCAGCAAAUUAAUGGUUAAAUUUAUUAAUGUGCCCCAGACUUUCUAGUUCACAAGUCUCAAGACUUCCCAAAAUAGCACAAUCGAUCACGCUGUGCUGUUGUAUGUUGAGUCAGAAUAAAGCAAUAUUUUAACCUCUGUCAAGUAAAUUUGGAAAAGAAAUGCUGAAGGUGUAUGUCAUUUUUUUUGUUAAGGCAGUAAAAAAAAAU
Corapipo altera (White-ruffed manakin) is the source of this 3367-nucleotide messenger RNA. RefSeq names its product neuregulin 3 (gene NRG3). Lineage: Eukaryota; Metazoa; Chordata; Aves; Passeriformes; Pipridae. Bases 1 to 1665 code for a protein of 554 amino acids. Gene Ontology annotation, biological process: nervous system development; animal organ development; intracellular signal transduction. The transcript is spliced from 10 exons. The record is from RefSeq and is a predicted model, not a curated record. Gene Ontology annotation, molecular function: chemorepellent activity.